AUGAAACGCUGCAAUAAGCUGCUAAGAGUGAAAAAUAUAUACAUAUCUCACGACCUGACACAGAAGCAAAGAAGUGAUAAUAAAAUAUUGAGAAGCCAUCUUUACCUUGCCAGGCAAGAAAAUAAAAACAGAGACUGUUACUUAAAUGGAGGAAAACUUUUCGUGGAUGGAGGCGCGUACACUGCAGAUGAGUUAGAAGCAGACGUCUGUCAAGAAAAUCGAACUAACAACGCUCCUCAUACUCCAUCCGUCGAGACGUCAGAGGAAUCAAAGCCAGACCCUUCUACUCCACAAAAGCCACCAAGCAAAAAACCUAACUGGUAA
Acanthoscelides obtectus is the source of this 324-nucleotide messenger RNA. Lineage: Eukaryota; Metazoa; Arthropoda; Insecta; Coleoptera; Chrysomelidae. The record is from the annotation of a GenBank genome assembly.